ACACAUAAUUAAUACUUAAAGUCUGCAAGUGUCUUCUUUUAUGUUAUGUGAGUGAAGGUUUGAAAUAUUAAUUCCUCAUUUUACAUGGAAAAUUUACGUGCCAUAUUAAUUUUAAUUAAGUUUAUCUUCCUUUGCUUAUUACAUCAGACGAUAUUUUAUAUCACCGAAGAGUGAAAGAUUGCAUGUACAUUCAAAAUGUUCAUCAUUUAGUUUUGUAUUGUUGACAGUUUUUAGCUGUCACUUGUGUGUGUUGUAUGAAUUAUUGUAUUCAGUUUUCAUUCGUUUUCACUAUGUACUUUAUUUUUUCCUCCACUUUGAUUUACAAUUUUACAUAUCGUCUGUAAAGGAAAUGUAGUUACAAAUAACAUGUUGCUAACUGUCUAUUUUCAAAUCCACGAUUUUUGUUACAUAUGAAUUAAUAUUUUAUGUUAGAUAAACGCGACUGUUAAAACUGAUUCGUAAUAUCGUAUCAGAAAAUAAACAGAUGCGAAAAUACUGUAAAGUUAUUGUUCACAAAAGCUCUUAAAGCUUGCUAUUGGAAAUUUAUAAAACAACAGUCCGAGCUUUUGGUUAUGUAAAUGUUAUUGCCUUUCCAUAGCAGAUGCAGCUCUUACUUCUCACUAGUGAUAUGAUUAAGCCGACGUAUUAACAUGGAGGCACAACCGAAUGAAUGUUUUUCUAUAGACAACUGUACCUUAAACGGAACAUUGAAUGAGACAUUGUUACGGGCAUUUUUGGAAAGGCACCUCCUCGGCAAUAGAAUAGAAGACAAAAGUGUUGCGCUUGGAUUAGUUAUUUUGUAUGUACCGACAUUUUUGGCGGGACUAAUUGGUAAUGGGCUCCUGGCUUUGGUGAUAUUUGCUCGAAGGAGAUUUCGGAAUAUAACCAACCUGUUGUUGUGUAAUCUGGCUUGCGCUGACUUGUCAGUAACAAUAAUUUGUAUCCCUGUGGCGGUUGGACAGGCAUUGUACAGGAUAUGGCUUUAUGGAGAAUUUAUGUGUAAAAUGACAGGAUUUCUUCAAGGUGUAACAGUGGCUGCCAGUGUAUUCACCAUUGCACUUCUUAGCAUAGACCGAUAUUUAGCCAUAAGACACCCAAUGCUAUUCCGACGUCUCAGCACAAACGCCGUGGCAAUUAAACUCAUACUGAUUGUAUGGUUGCUGUCCAUAGCACUUAUGGUUCCCCUUUUGAUUGUGAGAGAAAUUUCAGUGAUGGAUAUCAUUCCUACCGAACCUGUAUAUUUUUGUGGAGAACAUUGGUCAGACGAUGCCCAGCGACAGCAUUAUGAUUUAGCACUGUUUGCAAUAGUUUAUAUAAUACCCGGUUGUAUUAUAUGUACUUGCUAUGGACUAAUAGGAAGUGAACUGUUUAAUGAAAACAAGGAUCUGAAACGGACGGAGUCCGCCACAAGUCAAGUAAUGGCCAAACAGAUGAUGAAGGGCAGAAAACGAGUGGCAAAAAUGUUGAUAGCUCUUGCUGUGCUCUUCGCAAUCUGCUGGUUACCAUAUUACUGCGUUAGUCUUUAUCUGGAUUUUUAUCCUGAGCACACACAUCUGCUUGUAGCAUUGCCUUACACUAUUUUUCUUGGACAUUCCAACAGUGCCUUAAAUCCAAUUUUAUACUUCUACUCCAGCAAAAGUUUCCGCUGUGUUCUACUGAGAAUGUUCAAGUGUAGACGUCGAAGAUUUAAGCCUGCCCGACAGGAAAAUAUGAUAGUGCGAUGUACACGAAAUAAUCCAAACACAACAACAGCUCUAACCAGACGACCCUUCGUCCGGAUGUUGUCCACAACCAAACCUGCAUCAAGAUUUUCCCGAUCGAGCAAUAACAGUCUUAAGUCAACAUCGGGAUCUAAUCGCACGAGUUUCAAGUCAACAACAUCGACAAGAAUAUCUAACAGAAAUAAUGAUUUCUAUAACCAACAGAGAAAUUAUAAAGAUAUGUUUCGAAAGGAACUUAUCAAUGAUCAUGUAUGUGAAAAGAAGAUUCCUAUUUCAAGACAUUGUCAUGAAGUUUUGAUAAACCAACCAACUUUUCAAAAUCAAAAUACUGAUAACGAUAAAGCAUACCACAAGAAAUCUUUUAUGGAAGCGACAAUAAGCAUUCCAACAACGAUAAAUGAAGAGAGCAGUCGCAUGAAUUCUAUUAUUCCAAUGCCAAAAAUAACACCAGCUCCUAGUAUGGACGCCAUUAACGAAGAAUCUUCAGUUUCAUCAAGUACAAAUAAAGACAAAAAUAAAAUUGAAAUGUUAACGUUUGCUGUAAUAAGUAACACAAAAUCAGGUGAUGAGAGUUCACAGACCGCUUUAAAAGAUAUUACUGACCUGGAAUCCGCACAAAUACAGCUUGACACUGGUAUAAAAGUCACAAUCAGUACAGAAUAAAUCUCAUUGUACAGUGUUUUAGCUGCUAAAAGUUCGUGUUUGUUUGUCUCUAUACCUUUCGUAUAUCUGAAGUACAUGGGCCUCUAAACGUAGUUAAAUUAAAGAACAAAGAAGGAUGUUUCAGCUUAAAUCAGUUUUCGUAGAAGUCUCUAGCUUCUAUUAAAAGCUUAAAAGAUACAUGUCGCGGGACUCGUGUUUCCAUGGUAACAUAUUUUUUUCAUGUUUAAAGGCAAGUAAAAUUCAUUUGCUCCUCGUCGCUGCUUGUUUAAAAUAGACAAAAAAAUGGAAACUCUACAAGUCGCUCAACACGACAAAAAUGAAAAUGUUGCAGGCUCGGUUAUGGACGGAAGUAGAAAUGCAUGCUACCGUCUAUGAAACCUUACUUUAAAUGAAGAAUACUUUCAUGACAGGCAGCCACCCAGUCGGCUUUCGGACGGUCGUUAAAUCCUACUAAGUGCCGUUCUGCAAUAAUGAUCGGAUGAGCACCUGAAGUCUUCCUACAUUCAAAACAGUGUUCUACUGAUAAAUGGACGAUUUUAGCAGAUUAUUUAGCACAUAAAUAUCAAAUUGUCAGUGAAAUAGGAAAAUACGACAAUAUUACAAAUUGAACGUGGUUUGCAAGUUAUUUCGAAGUAGCACGGGCUGUUUAAGUAAGUUAACGCCACUGUACAAAAACGUUCACUUUGUAGCAAAUGUUGCCGUGUACUCUUAACAUUUACUUCCGCUAUGACAUGCGCACAUUAACAUAUUAUGGUAUAAUCUUAAGGUUGCUGACUUUGAAGUACUUAUUCCAAUGUCUUGUUAUUGUCAUUGAACGAAUAAAAUUAUUUGUUUUUUAAAUUCCAUCAAAUACAUUUUGUUCCCUGA
Molecule: messenger RNA, 3251 nt
Organism: Mercenaria mercenaria
Lineage: Eukaryota; Metazoa; Mollusca; Bivalvia; Venerida; Veneridae
Product: QRFP-like peptide receptor
Exons: 4
Coding region: 651-2384 (577 amino acids)
Biological process (GO): G protein-coupled receptor signaling pathway
Cellular component (GO): membrane
Molecular function (GO): G protein-coupled receptor activity; peptide binding
Source: RefSeq, a predicted model, not a curated record